Molecule: messenger RNA, 1630 nt
Organism: Cydia splendana
Lineage: Eukaryota; Metazoa; Arthropoda; Insecta; Lepidoptera; Tortricidae
Gene: Pp4-19C
Product: serine/threonine-protein phosphatase 4 catalytic subunit
Exons: 7
Coding region: 137-1060 (307 amino acids)
Biological process (GO): double-strand break repair via homologous recombination
Cellular component (GO): nucleus; cytoplasm
Molecular function (GO): protein serine/threonine phosphatase activity
Source: RefSeq, a predicted model, not a curated record
UAUGCUUCAUCUUAUCUGUGGGCUGUGGGCUGCUGUAACGUGUUUGUAAUGGCGGAUUGUGAUUGUUUGUAGAAUUUAACGUUUUAUAUUGAAGAAUAGUUGCUUACUUGUUUGUCCUUGCGAUUUAUUUACUACAAUGUCUGAUACUAGUGAUCUCGACCGCCAAAUCGAGCAGCUUAAGCGCUGCGAGAUAAUAAUGGAAGCCGAGGUUAAAGCCCUUUGCGCAAAGGCGCGCGAAAUACUAGUAGAAGAAAGCAACGUCCAGCGAGUGGAUUCCCCUGUUACAGUGUGUGGAGACAUUCAUGGUCAGUUUUAUGACCUGAAAGAAUUAUUUAAAGUAGGAGGAGAUGUUCCAGAGACCAAUUAUCUUUUUAUGGGGGACUUUGUGGACAGAGGGUUUUACUCUGUUGAAACUUUCUUACUAUUACUAGCACUGAAGGUGAGAUAUCCUGACCGCAUCACACUUAUCAGAGGGAACCAUGAGUCCAGACAGAUCACACAGGUGUAUGGGUUCUAUGAUGAAUGUUUGCGGAAAUAUGGAUCUAUUACAGUUUGGAGGUACUGCACAGAGAUAUUUGACUACCUAUCACUCUCGGCCAUCAUAGACGGGCGGAUAUUCUGCGUGCACGGCGGGCUGAGUCCGUCCAUACAGACGCUGGACCAGAUCCGCACCAUCGACCGCAAGCAGGAGGUACCCCACGACGGGCCCAUGUGCGACCUGCUGUGGAGCGACCCUGAAGACACACAAGGCUGGGGCGUAUCGCCUCGCGGCGCAGGCUACCUGUUCGGCUCGGACGUGGUGGCGCAGUUCAACGUCUCCAACGACAUAGACAUGAUCUGCCGCGCGCACCAGCUCGUCAUGGAGGGCUACAAGUGGCACUUCAACGAGACCGUGCUCACCGUGUGGUCGGCGCCUAACUACUGCUACAGGUGCGGAAACGUAGCUGCUAUAUUAGAAUUGAACGAAAACCUUCAGCGAGAGUUCACAAUAUUCGAGGCGGCGCCGCAGGAGUCUCGGGGCGUGCCGUCCAAGAAGCCCCAGGCCGACUACUUCUUAUAAUGUCGCUUACGAUAGACAAUCAAACAUCUCGGUCUAGUAUUACGGUUUUAUUGUAGUGACAAACAUUUAAUGUGGACAUAAUUUAAUUGUGAUUUUAAGACUGGUAAGUGUAGCAAGUCAGUAAACCAAGUAACUAGGACACUAGUUGAGUACGGCAGACCAGUUCAUACUUGACGCGGCGAAUGAUGAUCCCAGUUGUCCCUACUCGCCUUUAUGGCUCCUCUACACGAUGGGCCAACGCCGGCCAAUCCAAGGGACGCAGCCAUGCGGUAGAAUGAGAUAGCAAUAAGCCAACCGGCACCAAUACCCCCUCUACACGUUAUCCCAACAUAUUGGACCAAUAGGUUGGGCCAACGUGUAUAGGAGCCAUUAGAUAACCUUAAUUUAAAAAAAAAUUAAGAAAUAGGUUUUUACCAUAUUUUUAUUACACAAUUGUUUCAUUAUUAAAUAAAAAAAAUGUGUUAAAGUAGCAAAAAACAUUUUGACAUUAACAGUUACUCCAUACAAAAAUGAACUGUCAUAGGUAUCAUACGCCGCGUCAAGUAUAGUGUCAUUAUGUUUAUCCGUUAU